UCAACAAAUAAAUAUCCGGACAAGUUUUCCACACGCGUUGAAAGCCGUACUAAAUCGAGUUAAUUAAAAAAAUUAAACAUUUUCUGAAUUUUAGAAAUAGCCUGAAAUGACAAUGUCAAACCUACAAUUGCCCGUGGAUUGUGUGGGCCACAAGGGAGAUGUGGUCCAGCUGGCCUACAGCAAGGUCUGCAAAUCGGGCUACUACUUGGCUUCGGCCAGCCAGGAUGGGCAGGCGAUGUUGCGUCAUGGCGACACCGGUGACUGGGUGGGCACCUUUGAAAAGGACGGCGAGCCGAUUCUCAGCGUGGACAUCAACGGAGAGGCGACACGGCUGGCCACAGGCGGCGAGGAUUGCACGGCGCGCAUCUGGAAUGCAGUCGACGGCAAGCAACUGACAAAGAUUAUGCUUAACUCACCCGUACGCUGUGUGGCGCUGGGCGCCAAUUCGGAAUAUCUGGCCGUGGGCUGUUUGGAUCGCAAGACUGGCCAUCGCACCGACAAGGUGCUCUAUCUGUACACACUCGAGCAGCCGGAUAUGCCUACCUUCUUUGAGGGACAGACGCGCGGCAUGCGCGAUGUGCUCUUCUGUCGUGAUGACCGCGCGCUGCUCUCCUCCUCGCACGAUCGCUCCAUACGUCUCUGGGAUCGACUGAGCGGUCGGCAGGCGCACUCCAUAGCCCUGCCGCAUCAUGCCAAGUCGGUGGAGCUGUGCGCCGACGGACGCACCGUGACGAUUGCCUAUGGCCACAGUGUCGUCUUUCUCGAUGUCGAUCGCUUUGAGGUGCUGCAGCAUCGCAAGCUGCCCGUCCGUCUGAUCGGUGUAUCACUGCAUCCCGAGAAGAAGACGUACGUGUGCGCUGGUAGCAAUCGUUGCAUCUACAAGUGCGACUAUGCCACGGGCGAAAUCCUGGAGACGUUCAAUGCCCACGAACGCCACAUGCACUGCAUCAAGUACAGUCCCGAUGGCGAGGUUUAUGCCUCAUCGGCGGCCGAUGGCGGGCUUCGCCUGUGGCAGCAAACGGUGGGCAAGAAAUACGCAUUGUGGGAUACACGAAGCGAUCAGAGCGAAGACAACGACGCACAGCCGGAAUCCGGGGGCGAUCAGAACUGACACAAGAAAUACACAACAACACAAAAACCAUCCUGAAAACUGGAACUCAACUGUAGUUGUACACGUGUUUUGCGUUCCUCUGCCUUUAUUUUCAUCAGUUUCUUCAGUUUGGUUUCAAUAAUAAUAAAAAGAA
This is a messenger RNA of Drosophila novamexicana, 1244 nucleotides long. RefSeq names its product serine-threonine kinase receptor-associated protein. The transcript has a single exon. Gene Ontology annotation, biological process: spliceosomal snRNP assembly. The record is from RefSeq and is a predicted model, not a curated record. Gene Ontology annotation, molecular function: protein binding; RNA binding. Bases 107 to 1111 code for a protein of 334 amino acids. Gene Ontology annotation, cellular component: SMN complex. NCBI's taxonomy places the organism in Eukaryota, Metazoa, Arthropoda, Insecta, Diptera, Drosophilidae.